UUUUCUGAUGUUUUGACUUUGUUGUGUAAUUUUAUUAAACAAUUGAAUGAUUCAUUUAUCAGUAUCAUUUAGAAUUAAGAAAAAAUGUCGACAAAAGCUAGAAAAUCUUCAAAAAUAAAUUCUUCCAUGUCUAAUUCUAAAUUGUGGCCUGAAUGGUCAGAUGAUAAAAUAAAUACAGAAAAAUGGAAUAUUCCGAAAGGGAGUGCUAAUGAAUUUUUUGAAGAUCCACAUGCUCCAAUUUUGCCUCCAUCUUUAAAGCCUUACUCCUGGAAACGACCUCAUCUAAUAAAUAAUGCUGAACCUGUGCUCUAUAUAUCGUCAUCAAAACUUCCUGAUUUUUUUAUAAAUAAUCAACAUAUUUUUCAUUGCCAGUUCAUUAAAUGGUUUAUUUCUUCAUUAACAACCUUGCACUAUCAUGGAAGAGAAGGAUUAAGAAUAACAGAGAGUCCUAAUUUUGUAUGGAAAUUAAAAAAUAAACCGUGGAAAGGAUGGUAUCAUAUCUAUUCGCUAAAUAAAGUAGAAAGAAAAUCACAGCACAAUCCAUUAAUUAAUCCUUAUGGGAAAUAUAUUGUGAGACUAUUUUUCGGUGGAACUUGGAGAAGUAUUGAGGUAGACGAUUUAAUCCCUCUCGACAAAGAAGAUAAUCCUCUCCUCCCUCGUACAGAAAAUAAUCAAGAGCUUUGGCCGAUAAUCUUGGCGAAAGCCAUGUUGAAAGUCAUUUCUACAGCAUGGAAACCAUAUGAAGAUAUAGAUAAACAAGAAAUGGAUGAACCCAUAAAUAUUAAUUUAAUUUAUUUGUUGACUGGGUGGACAUGUUUACCUUUAGAUAUUUCUCAUUUAUAUCCAAAUGAUCGAUGGGAGUUAUUAUCGAAAUAUGUAGCAAAAUUUACAGAUUCAGAUAUUCUAAAAGACAAUAUUUCAAUAGAGAAAAAUGAUAAAACAUCAAGAGCCUCUGUAGAAGAUAAUAAUGAAGGUAAAAAACAUCGUAGGAAAUCAAAGGGUAGUACAGCAAAUAAUAGUAUUCUUUCUGAUUAUCCUAUUCAUGCUGAACUUGUUAGUGAUAUUUCUUUGGAUCCUACUCAAAUAAAGUCACCAUUAGAAAAUUGGAAACGCCAUCGAUGGUUUUGUUGGGCCUCACAGCAAGGAAUUAUGAACCCUAUUGAUUAUACUACUCCAACUCGUCUCGUGCUUUUAUUCACCCCAUUUUUAUAUCAUCAUCAGAGCCAAUCUUCUUUGCAAGAUGAUGAAAACAACUCAAAUCAAUUUUUUACAUGGUUUGAUUUCAAUGAACUUUCAAAAUAUUCCAUGGAGAUAAGUUUCCUGUUUAAAAGUAAGAAAUUUAAAUAUUCUAUGAACAUAUCAGAUGCUAUUGAAGCUGAUUACCUUCAUCAUAACGAUGAUAAGAAGUCUUUUAAAAAUUAUUAUCAAUAUUUCCAUCAACCUGUCGGUUCAAAUCAUCAAUACAAAAGCUCUAGAAAUGCACCUUUGUAUUUUCUAAUUGAUUCAUUAGAAUCUAAAUGUAUUGUUUUUAAUUUUAAUAUUAUCCCUGACAUGAAGGAGACGUCAGUAUUAAUUGUUGAAAAGCAUUGUUGGUUUAAAAGAAGUUUAGACGAAAAACCACUGUUGAAAAUCAAAACAAUUAUGUCUUCUUCAAAGAUUCUUUCUCUAAGCUCUGGAAGGCAUUUAUUACGAAUAUUUAUUCAAUCUCCAAAUUCUUAUCAUUUAACUAUUCAAUCUGACACUAUUUUUGAAGUUGGAAAUCGUGAAGAAAUUCAAGAAUUGAUGACAUCAGAAUCAGAAACAUCUAAAAUAUUUACUGAAAAAAUUAAACAAUGCUUAAUAUCAGCAUUUGGUGCAUUUGGAUCAGAUAAAUAUCGAGAAAAUUUAAAAGCUUAUUAUCAGAGUUAUCUUCCAGAACAUAAAGUAUCAGAAAAUAGUGAUGAAUCAUACGCAUUAGAUAAAAAAGUAUCCAUAAAAAUUCACCAAUUAUUUAAGCAAGCUUUAAUUAAUUUUCUGAAAAGACAAUUCUUAGGGGAUGAUUUAGAGAGUAUUUUACAAUCUCUAAGAAUUUUUUUUAUCGAUCCAACUAUUGGAAGAAAUAAUUUAUAUGUAUCUGAAGGAACAAUAGACGAUGAUCAACGUAAUUCAUUUCAAAUUCCUUCUAUAGAAGAUAUUUACAAAACAAUAAGUAAUGAAGAAGGUUUUUCUACCAAUUCGAUCAAUAAUAUGGCUGAAAUUAAAGCAGCUAUAACUAUUCAAUCAUUUUGGAGGAUGUUUAGAGUGAAAUUUUACUGGAAGAUUCAUACAUUAGACUCUAAUGAAGAAAAAAGGAAAGAAAUAAAAAAUUUUUUAGAAUUAAUCAGUAUAAUGCUAAAUAAAGGUUUAAUUUUUGAUCUUGUGCGAGAUUUUCUCAGAAAAGAUCAUGAACUAAAUUGUUUCUACCCCAUUAUAAAUGAUUUUCCUUACAUACUCAAUAUCACUAAAAUAAAAGGAAAGGUUUCAAGUUUCAGUGAUAAAUUAUUACCAAUUUUUUGUUUGAUUGUAAAUGUACCAGAAAAUUCAACUGUUUUCACAUCGUUAGAUCUCUUUAUUGAUCUUCCAGUCCAUUACCUUCGUGUUUUCAACAAUGAUACUUGCCGGGAAGUCCAAAGAAAUAUCAACAAAGUUCUUCCAUACCAUUAUUCGAAAAAUCACAAGGGUUACACCAUUUUCAGUUACGGAUGGGUAACUUCUCAUGAUAAUGGUGAAGAUAAUCAUACUAGUGUCAAAAAAAGGAAAAGUCUUAUUUCCCAAAAGAAACAGCUUGAGUGGACUUUGCAUAUUGUAUCAAUAAAAGGAGAUCCUGAGUUUAUUUUUGUUAACAGCAAUGGUAGAAAUCAAUCAAUUCCAUCCGUAAUUGAUGUGCUAGAUCUAAAAAUAAGAGAAAUAUCAAACAAUUAUGUACCGAAUAUUUUAAAUAAAAUAUUUAGAGUUGCUGUUAAGACCUCAGGAAGUUGUUCGAUAGCUUUAAGAAUAAUUCUAAAUUAUGAAAAAGUAUCUAUGAAGAUUAAAUUGUUAAAUUCAGAAGAUAAAUUAUUGCGAGAGUUUUCUGCACAAUCUGGAGUGAUUAUCCCAGUAGUUUAUUUAGAAAAGAGUGGUUUGUUUUAUAUUGAGGCCUUGGUGAUGAAAAAUUCUUGGCCAUUGACUAAGAAGGAAUGGAACACUGUUUUGGAUAUUAAAGAAAAAAAAUCCUAUCGAUAUAGAAGCUUGAAAAAGAGUCAUGAUACAGCUGGUAAAUCAACGAAAAGAAAUGAUCAAGGCAAAGUAGUGAAGACUGAUGAUAAAAAAAAUAUUUUAGAGGCUCCUUAUUGGACUCUUCAAGCUAUAAUAAAUGAAAAUGAUGUUUUAGAAGUUUUUGAAGAUACUAGUAAAGAAUUGAAGAUUAAUGAAUUAAAAGAAUCAUGGUUUGCUGGUGAUCCUACGCGAUUGGAAAAAGGCAAAGCCAUCAGAGAAGCAUUUUUAGAAAAAUUUGGUUUGAAAAAUAAAGAUGAGUCGAUGAUACUUGUUGACUUGUUAGAUGAACAAGUUCGAACAUUAAAGCCAUAUUAA
This is a messenger RNA of Chelonus insularis, 3588 nucleotides long. RefSeq names its product androglobin-like. Gene Ontology annotation, molecular function: calcium-dependent cysteine-type endopeptidase activity. The transcript has 6 exons. The coding region runs from base 85 to 3588 and encodes 1167 amino acids. Gene Ontology annotation, biological process: proteolysis. NCBI's taxonomy places the organism in Eukaryota, Metazoa, Arthropoda, Insecta, Hymenoptera, Braconidae. The record is from RefSeq and is a predicted model, not a curated record.